This is a messenger RNA of Danaus chrysippus (African queen), 975 nucleotides long. NCBI's taxonomy places the organism in Eukaryota, Metazoa, Arthropoda, Insecta, Lepidoptera, Nymphalidae. The record is from the annotation of a GenBank genome assembly.
AUGGACCAAUCGCGUGAGCGGAUCCGGCGGAUUCCGCUCGACGGAGACGGAGCGGUCCACGUGGACCGACUCACACACGCACGCGAGUAUAAUGCCUCGAGUGGAAAUAGCUAUGACGGCGAAAUGUGCGACAGCGAAAAAAUAAAAUGCGGUCGGUCGGUGCGGCGAGGUGAGGUGAGGCGAGGUGAGGUCACAGCUAACAACUAUACGGAACAGACAUACAGACGAGAUGUAGCAGGAAACAAAAAUAUUGAAGUAAAAACCUGUCCGAGAGGAAAUAAAAGGCAUCGCGCUGGAACGAGAGUCGCAGCUGAGAUAACUAUCGACGUGGGUGUAUUGUGUACGGGGACUAUAAAGUAUGGCCGCUCAGGAGCCGGCGGCGGCGGGAGAAUAAUACUUACAGGACCGCUACCGACACCGCUACCACUGACAAACAUCUCAUUAAUGAUUAAAACAUUUAUAAGUGAGCCCUGGACUCAAUACUUCCCCGGACAUGUGACACGAACAAUGAGUGACAUUCCUUCACGACUCCAUACACUCAAUGUUUACACUGGCUCUGAAUCCACCACUUCCGCCAAACACUCAUGCGAUAGAGACGUCCACGUAAAUAUCACGGAAACUUUCGCCAAAGUAGAUAUCUGUCAAAGUUUGUUCUCUCCGGCGAGUGCCGAGUGCCGACUCAUCUAUACCGAUGACUUGUGGAACAGUUACCAUCCAGACGUCCCGCUGCCCUCCCGAGACGCUAAAGAAUCGAGAUCCCCAAAUAAUACGCAUCUAUCUAUUAGAGCGUACAGUUACGAUUCGACUGAGUAUUCCUCAAACAUAAAGAUAGUCGACGAAAAAUUCGACUCGAGAAAAUAUGUACGGCAGGAGUCCACGGGUGUCGGGGCGAGGGGAGAGGGGGCCACGACGACGACGAACGGGCCCCCCGCGCCCCUCGUACGGUUAGUUCACUCGCAGCAGUCGAGCGUGUAG